Molecule: messenger RNA, 2256 nt
Organism: Rosa rugosa (rugosa rose)
Lineage: Eukaryota; Viridiplantae; Streptophyta; Magnoliopsida; Rosales; Rosaceae
Product: pentatricopeptide repeat-containing protein At5g48910-like
Exons: 1
Coding region: 650-2230 (526 amino acids)
Biological process (GO): RNA modification
Molecular function (GO): RNA binding; protein binding
Source: RefSeq, a predicted model, not a curated record
UCUUCGAUCAACUUAAUGUAAUAUGAGCAUGACUUGGAUACAAAUUAAUUUUGAGAGGAAAUUAGAACUUGAAAACUGAUCACCUAGCUGGAUAUGUUCACGAAAAAAAAAAUGAAUAAACUCAAAUUCGACCAUAUUAAUUAAGCAGUCAUGUUCACCUACUCAUUUUAUCUUGUGCUCAACUGUCAUUGAAUCUGGUAGUUAAGAAUAAUGAAGUUGUUGGAAUAAAUAUAUUACCUCAUUAUUUUUCACCGUAUGCAUGAUUUAGAUCCAAUGACGAGGUAUAUCUAAAUAAGAAAUACAGCCAUUAAGUAAGAGGAGCAGCCGGAUUAGGUGCGUACAAACCCAAUCACAUACUUCCCAACCUGAAAAAUGCUUUGACUUCACAAAGCCAAUAGAUCAGACGUCUCCUACUCAUUUUGAUCAAUUACCCUUACACCCAAUGACCAAAGUAUCAAUAGUUUGAAAAGAAAAAGAAUUUUUUUUUAUGGAAAUAUUGAAUAUCGAUAAAAAUUAUAUAUUCAACUAAAAAUAAAAUAUCAAAAGAUGUGAAAAUUAAUACCGAUAAUUGUAAAAUCUUGAAAAAAUAUCAAAGAUAUUGAGAAUAUUUUAGUCUCAAGGCCCAAGACACAUACCCGCCAUUUUUCAGAUGAUUCAAAAAACCGUUAGAACCAACGAUCUCAUUCUCCUCUGCCAAAAAUGCAAAACCCUAAACCAACUCAAGCAAAUCCACGCCCACCUCCUCACUUCCACCCGACCCAAAAACCCCUACGCCAUCGCGCCGCUCCUCUCCGCCGCCGCCAAAGACGCUUCCUUGUUCUCCUACGCUUGCUCAAUCUUCAAACACCACCAUCCCCACCGCAACACUUUCAUGUACAACACCAUGAUCAGAGCGCACGCGCAAUCACACGCGCCGGUGGCUGCGGUCAUGUGCUAUCUAGACUUGUUGAGUUACGGAUUGAUCGCUAAUAAGUUUACUUUCCCGCCAUUGAUCAAGGCUUGCUCGAUUUUGGUCCAUAAUUCUGAGCUAACCGGAAGGUUGGUUCAUGCCCAUGUUGCGAAAUUCGGGUUCGGAGAUGACCCGUUUGUUGUUAGCCGGCUAAUCGAGUUUUACUCGGUGAUUCUUGAGAUGGGUGCUGCCCAAUUGGUGUUUGAUAAAAGUCCUAGCAAAGAUGUGGUGGUGUGGACGGCGAUGGUUGAUGGGUAUGGGAAGAUUGGGGAUGUUGAGAAUGCACGGAAGGUGUUCGAUGAAAUGCCUGAGAGAAAUGCUGUGUCGUGGAGUGCGAUGAUGGCUGCGUAUUCUCGAGUGAGUGAUUUUAGAGAGGUGGUUUGUUUGUUUAGGCAAAUGCAAGAGGUGGGGACGAGGCCUAAUGAGUCUGUUCUUGUUAGUGUUCUCACUGCCGCUGCUCAUUUGGGUGCGGUGGCGCAAGGGUUGUGGGUGCACUCCUAUGCUAAGAGGCACGGGCUUGAGUCGAAUAGGAUAUUGGCCACUGCAUUGGUUGAUAUGUACUCCAAAUGUGGCUAUGUGGAAGCAGCUAUGAAGGUUUUUGAGGGCAUUUGUAAUAAGGAUGCCCGAGCGUGGAAUGCCAUGAUUACUGGGGUUGCGAUGAAUGGGGAUGCAAGGAAAUCGAUUGAGCUGUUUGAUAAAUUGGUUGUAGAUAAGAUCCAACCUACAGAAACCACAUUUGUUGCUGUUCUCUCGGCUUGUACCCAUGCAAAAAUGGUAGACAAGGGACUUGAACUGUUUGAUCAAAUGAGUACCCUUUAUGGGGUUGAACCCGGGCUUCAGCACUAUGCUUGUGUUGUUGACCUCUUGGCCAGAGCAGGCAUGGUAGAGGAAGCUGAGAAGUUUAUAGAGGACAAGAUGGGAGGACUAGGAAGAGGGGAUGCCAACGUGUGGGGGGCGUUACUGGGUGCGUGUAGAGUUCAUGGGAAUGUUGAACUGGGGGACAGAAUUUGGAAAAAGCUGGCUGAUAUGGGAGUAGCCGAUUGCGGUAUUCAUGUUCUUUCAUAUAACAUGUACAAGGAAGCUGGCUUGGAAUUGGAGGCAAAGAGAGUCCGAGAUAUGAUCUCAGAAGGCGGAAUGAAGAAGAAACCUGGUUCUAGUGUGAUAGAGAUAAAUGGAGUGGCUGAAGAGCUCAUUGUUGGUGAUCUUUGUCCUCCACAAGCACAAGAAAUGCUUAAGAUACUUGAUUCUUUUUGUAAAAUGGUGAAUUUGGAGGAUGUAUGAUAUGGCGAAUUCCUUCCCUUGAUGUA